Molecule: messenger RNA, 4093 nt
Organism: Hemiscyllium ocellatum (epaulette shark)
Lineage: Eukaryota; Metazoa; Chordata; Chondrichthyes; Orectolobiformes; Hemiscylliidae
Gene: nfkbil1
Product: nuclear factor of kappa light polypeptide gene enhancer in B-cells inhibitor-like 1
Exons: 5
Coding region: 1386-2453 (355 amino acids)
Biological process (GO): canonical NF-kappaB signal transduction
Molecular function (GO): protein binding
Source: RefSeq, a predicted model, not a curated record
CACCACGUGACACCAACCCAGGUCCCGCCCUCACCCUCCGACCACGUGACCCCCACCGAGCGGCUCACCUCGCCAUGACCCCGCCCCUAACGGCGGUCCCGCCUCCCUGCCUCUGACCACGCCCCGUUCCAGGUCACCGUCCUCUGCGCACGACACCAUCACGCCUACGCAGACAUGACUCGCUUCCGGUUAUCCCUCCCCACCCAGACAUGACCCACUUCCGGUUAUCCCUCCCCACCCAGACAGGACCCACUUCUGGUUAUCCCCUAACCCUCCCUCACCCAGACAUGACCCACUUCCUGUUACCCCCCCAUCCAGACAUGACCCACUUCCUGUUACCCCCCAAUCCAGACAUGACCCACUUCCUGUUACCCCCAAUCCAGACAUGACCCACUUCCUGUUACCCCCAUCCAGACAUGACCCACUUCCGGUUAUCCCUAACCCUCCCUCACCCAGACAUGACCCACUUCCGGUUAUCCCUAACCCCCUCACCCAGACAUGACCCACUUCCUGUUACCCCUCUCACUCAGAAAUGACCCACUUCCAGUUAUCCCCUAACCCCUCCUCUCCCAGACAUGGCCCACUUACUGUUACUCCUUAACCCCCCCCUCACUCAGACAUGACCCAGUUCCUGUUAGCCCCUAACCCCCACCCCUCACCCAGACAUGACCCAGUUCCUGUUAGCCCCUAACCCCCACCCCUCACCCAGACAUGACCCAGUUCCUGUUAGCCCCUAACCCCCACCCCUCACCCAGACAUGACCCAGUUCCUGUUAGCCCCUAACCCCCACCCCUCACCCAGACAUGACCCAGUUCCUGUUAGCCCCUAACCCCCACCCCUCACCCAGACAUGACCCAGUUCCUGUUAGCCCUGAACCCCUCAUCUAGACAUGACAGUUAAGAGAGUCAACCUCAUUGUUGCGGCUGCGGAGUCUCUUUCUCUCUAUCUCUGCCUUGAAUAUAGUCAAUACCCCCAGCAGCCCUCUGCUGUAGGGAAUCCCUUCAGAGAGAGAAGAAAUUGCUCCCAUUCCUGUCUUCAAUGGGCAGCUAUUCCCGAUCCUUGUUCACUGGGAGGCGGAUGAAUCCUUGGGAUUUUAACCGUAAGACACUGGAAGAGCAGCAGGCCAUUCAGUCAGUGAAUGGGAUCGGAGCUGAUUCGAUAUUCCUCCUGCCUCCUUCCUUGCCUGUUCCGUCGGUUUCUCUGACUGAUCAGAAAUCUCUCGAUCUCAGCCUUCAGGACUCUGUCCCCUCAGCCCUCUGUGGCAGUGAGACUCUCCAUUCUCAGACAGAAGGAAUUCCUCCUCAUCUCAGUCUGAAGUCCUCUCCAGCAGAGAAGGCCGUGAAUGGUCAGUCUUGCAGUACAGGGUCAGCGUCGCUGCCGUUGCCAUGGUUUCCCGGAAGCAGGAGAGGUUACUGCGCUACGUGGAGGAUGGCAACGUGUUGAAGUUGAAGUCCUACCUGCGCAGACACCCCGGGCUGUCAGUGACAUUCAGGGGACGGAAGGGCCGAAGCCCACUCCAUGUGGCCUGCUCCCAGAGAGGCGACGCUAUCAUCAGGCUGCUCCUGAAACACGGAGCAGACCCCUUACUCCAGGACCACAGGGGCAAUACCCCGCUGCACCUUGCUGCCCGCCAGGCAGUGAAGAGAGGAACCAGAGUCUAUGAGGAUCUGGUUGUCCCCCUCAGGAAGUCUUGCCCAGCGGCUAUGGAUGUGCUCAACAGGGAAGGCCUCACUCCUGGAGACCUGCUCGGGUCGAUGAAGAUGUGGCAGCAAUGUCCAGGGGCUGAGGAAGAGAACGAGAUAGCGAAGGAUCAAGCCGACAGGGAGUGGUACCAGAAGCUCUCUGCUGAAUGUGAGGCUGAGUUCUACACCCAGUGUGGGCGCUAUGAAGAAGACCUGUCCACGGGAGAGGCAGAGCCUGAGACAUACGAUACCUGGGCCGACCGCCUGGCGAGGGAGUACGCGGCGAAGCGAUGCAGAGGGGCAGGGAACAGCUGGAGCAGGGAGCAGUGGGCCAAGGGGAAGGAGAAGGAGCAGCAGGAGCAGGAACACCAGCGAUACCUGGAGCAGGAACACCGGCGAUACCAGGAGCAGGCACAGAGGCUCCAGGUGGAGCGGGCAGCUAGCCACAAGCAGCGAUAUGAGCGAAGCUGUGCCCACAUCUUCGGUCAGGGCUCUCCGGGCACCAGGAUCCCGCUGAGAUACAGCGACAUCCCGUGGCCUGCUCCCGGCGGCACGGUCGAGGAGAUGGUGGCGGUGAUCCUGCACGGGGUGGAUCGCGGAGAUCCGAGUGUCUACCGCCGCUACCUGAGGGGGCAGCAGGUCAUGUGGCACCCCGACCGCUUCACCCAGCGAUGUGGGGACCGCCUGGCACAGGCUGACCGCCAGAGGAUCCUGGACACUGUCAUUGCCCUGUCCCAGGCCCUCAACAGGCUGGCUGAUGGUGCCCGCUGAUGGGCUGGACAGUACAGGGCUGGGAUGGGCAGAGUGGCCUCCUGCUCCUGCAUUGUGAUUCCCUCAUCGGCCUCCCUGUGUGGGCCAGCAGGAGGGGCUGGGAUGGGUAGAGUGGCCUCUUGCUCCUGCACUGUGAUUCCCUCAUCGGCCUCCCUCUGUGGGCCAGCAGGAGGGGCUGGGAUGGGCAGAGUGGCCUCCUGCUCCUGCUCCUCCGCUGUGAUGCCCUCAUCGGCCUCUUUCUGUGGGACAGCAGGAGGGGCUGGGAUGGGCAGAGUGGCCUCCUGCUCCUGCUGCACUGUGAUUCCGUCACCAGCCUCUCUCUUUGGACCCUGUCGGAAUUUCCCAAUCCAACCCACACCUUCCGAACUGAGAGUCAAACCCAUUUGAGAACAGCUCCAUGUUAUCCCAUCCGGAACAACAAUCCAUGCUCGCCUGGACGUUGACAGAGAGGUGGGGUGGUAGGCAGGCUGACAACAUCAAACAAUUCCAAAGGUGGGGAACAAAAAUCAAAGACUCGCUGGUUAGCAGGGCUGCCUCACAGCACCAGGGACCCGGGUUCGAUCCCACCCUCGGGCAGACUGUCUGUGUGCAGUUUGUACAUUCUCCCCGUGUCUGGGUGGGUUUCCUCCCACAGUCCAAAGAUAGGCAGGUUAGGGUGGAUUGGCCAUGGGAAAUUGUCCCAUAGUGCCCAGGGAUGUGCAGGUUAGGGUGGAUUGGCCAUGGGAAAUUGUCCCAUAGUGCCCAGGGAUGUGCAGGUUAGGGUGGAUUGGCCAUGGGGAAUUGUCCCAUAGUGCCCAGGGAUGUGCAGGUUAGGGUGGAUUGGCCAUGGGGAAUUGUCCCAUAGUGUCCAGGGAUGUGCAGGUUAGGGUGGGAUUGGCCGAGGGGACAGUGUCCCAUAGUGCCCAGGGAUGUGCAGGUUAGGGUGGAUUGGCCAUGGGGAAUUGUCCCAUAGUGUCCAGGGAUGUGCAGGUUAGGGUGGGAUUGGCCGAGGGGACAGUGUCCCAUAGUGCCCAGGGAUGUGCAGGUUAGGGUGGAUUGGCCAUGGGGAAUUGUCCCAUAGCGCCCAGGGAUGUGCAGGUUAGGGUGGCUUGGCCAUGGGGAAUUGUCCCAUAGUGCCCAGGGAUGUGCAGGUUAGGGUGGAUUGGCCAUGGGGAAUUGUCCCAUAGUGUCCAGGGACGUGCAGGUUAGGGUGGGUUGGCCAUGGGAAAUUGUCCCAUAGUGUCCAGGGAUGUGCAAGUUAGGGUGGGAUUGGCCGAGGGGACAGUGUCCCAUAGUGUCCAGGGAUGUGCAGGUUAGCCAUGGAAAAUGCAGAAUUUUGGGGAUUAUAGAGGGAGCCUUGGUGGGAAACCCAUUGGAGGGUCAGUGCAGACUCAGUGGGCUGAAUGGCCUCUUUCCACACGCGCGAUUGUAGUUUCUCUCUGAGAAUGGGUGUUGUCAGGGGGAGAUAAUACACCCCACAGCCAGCAAUGCACUUCCGAACUGCCUGCUAUCCCAGGUUAAAACUCAUCUCUCAUCCAGCCUGCACCCAGUCAGACACACGAUAAAGAGCUGACCUUCUGUUUGUAUCGUUAUCAGUUUAUUCUGCAUCUUAUUAUUUAUCACAAAAUAAAACAGCUGACAUCUUCAGGUUUAAAUACAAA